AUGGAUUUGGUGUUGGAGAAACAAUUAUGGGUUCAGCGGUUUAGAGGGGAAGUUCUUUCUAUUGAAUCUAAACUUGCUUGUAUUAUGAGCCAGUUGAGAUCUAAUUCUGACACUUGGAGUGCGAACAAUGUUACUUCUCUGCAGAAUGCUUCUUCUCAUUCUGUUUCACUAGUUCACUGGUAUCCACCUGGGAAGGGUUGGAUUCGGUUGCAUACAGAUGGGGCUAGUGGAGGAAAUCCUGGUAAAGCAGGGGGAGGUGGAGUGUUUGGGGAUCAUUUGGGCUUGUGGCUAUCUGGGUUCUUUCGAAUGUCGUUAGUUAAUCAAUAUCGUCAGUUUUUGCUGCGCUCAUGGGAGAUCAAGCUCCCUCACUGCUUUCGGGAGGCCAAUUCAGUUGCUGAUAGACUUGCCAAUAUAGCUGUCAAUGGGAAUGGAGAUCUGCUAGUUUUGCAG
Hevea brasiliensis (rubber tree) is the source of this 450-nucleotide messenger RNA. RefSeq lists its product as uncharacterized. The transcript is spliced from 2 exons. The annotation marks the transcript as partial. The record is from RefSeq and is a predicted model, not a curated record. NCBI's taxonomy places the organism in Eukaryota, Viridiplantae, Streptophyta, Magnoliopsida, Malpighiales, Euphorbiaceae.